Messenger RNA from Bursaphelenchus xylophilus (pine wood nematode), 1988 nucleotides. The record is from the annotation of a GenBank genome assembly. NCBI's taxonomy places the organism in Eukaryota, Metazoa, Nematoda, Chromadorea, Rhabditida, Aphelenchoididae.
AUGGUCAAGAUCCAAGGAGGAGAUGUGGUGGAGAUGCAAGGAGACGAGAUGACCAGGAUCAUCUGGGAUCUCAUCAAGGAGAAGCUGAUUAAUCCCUACGUUGACUUGAAGAUUCAUUACUUUGACUUGGGAAUUGAGAAUCGGGAUAAGACUGAUGAUCAGGGUAAGGAUAACUUCAUUUAUACUCUGGAGCUACGAUCUAUUCAUUUCCCAAUUCAUUGCAGUCACGAUCGAUGCUGCUGAGGCAACAAAGAAGUACAAUGUGGCCGUCAAGUGUGCCACCAUCACGCCUGAUGAGGCCAGAGUAGAAGAAUUCAAGUUGAAGAAGAUGUGGAAGAGUCCCAACGGAACCAUCAGGAACAUCCUGGGAGGUACAGUUUUCAGAGAGCCCAUCAUUGUGAAGAACGUCCCUCGUCUAGUCUCCGGAUGGAUCAAGCCGAUUAUCAUUGGUCGUCAUGCUCAUGCUGAUCAGGUAUGGAUGAUAUAAUAUAAAUGGAUGACACACGUCAAUCAAGCACAUUUCCUGACCCGGAAAAUAUUUUAAACGUCAAGGUUGUUUCUGACAAGAAAAGCACUUCUAUGGGGUCGGGAGGUCGGCACAUAUAUCAAAAAAUCCGCGAAAUUAUGCUGAUUUAGAAUAUGUAUUGUACUUCGGGAAAGAGCGGUGUGGCCCAGCGGUUUUGUUGUAGGAUGUAGUGUUGAUUACUUUGCAAAAUACCAAGGUAGUCACAACAAUUUCUGAAAGUUUUAGCUCGCGCUUUUCGGAUGCAGCCGAGAUGGAGCGGAAUGCGGAGUGCGGUAAGAGAUAAAAAAAUUUUGUUGGCCGUAUAUUUGAUAAUUCUUUCCGAAAAUUAUACUUACCGAUAACGCUGAUGUCCAACCGUCCUAGUACAACGGUUGAUUAUGCAAAAUUUCCGCAGUUCUGAAAUCAUCGUUUCUUGUAGAUGUUCUAGCCAAAAGAAAAACAGCCAAAGCUUUAUCUCAAAAAUUAAAUUUGUGACGAAACGCCACCUCGAUAAAAUCUUGGUCAGGAAAUAGCUUCAACUACGCUGGAUUGACGUGUGGUACCUGUUUUUAGUACAAAGCUACUGACUUUGUUGUCCCUGGAGCUGGUACAGUUGAGCUGGUAUAUACUCCGGCAGCCGGCGGAGAAAAUAUUUCCUACCAAGUGCACAAAUACACAGGACCAGGGGUCACUCUGGCGAUGUAUAAUACCGAUGAGAGCAUCAGAGACUUUGCAGUUGCGAGUUUGGAAUACGCCCUUCAGAGGAAGUACCCUCUUUAUAUGAGGUAUGCAAAGACCAAUCGUAAAUAGAUUAUGUUUUCCUUUAGCACUAAGAACACGAUCCUCAAGAAGUAUGAUGGCCGUUUCAAGGACAUCUUCCAGGAGAUCUACGAAAGGGAUUAUAAGAAGAAAUACGAAGCUGCCGGCAUCUGGUAUGAGCAUCGACUUAUCGAUGACAUGGUAGCCCAAGCUAUGAAGUCUGAGGGAGGAUUUGUGUGGGCCUGCAAGAACUAUGAUGGAGAUGUCCAAUCGGAUUCAGUCGCCCAAGGAUACGGAUCACUGGGUCUGAUGACUUCUGUCCUCAUCUGUCCUGACGGAAAGACCGUCGAGGCUGAAGCUGCUCAUGGCACUGUUACCAGGCAUUACAGAGUCCAUCAAAAAGGUGGAGAGACUUCUACUAACCCAAUUGGUAAGUUACGAUUAUUUUACCAUAGAUUACGUGCCCUUUUAAGCUUCUAUUUUCGCGUGGACUCGCGGCUUAUCUCAUCGGGCCAAGCUGGACAACAACAAGGAAUUGGCCGUGUUUGCCCAGAAUCUGGAGCAAGUGUGUGUAGAGACCAUCGAGCAGGGCUUCAUGACCAAGGAUCUGGCCAUCUGUGUCAAGGGGACCACCAAAGUGGACCGCAAGGACUACUUGAACACAUUCGAAUUCCUCGACAAAUUGGCCGAGAACUUGGCUAAGAAACAAAACUCUAAAUUGUAA